Molecule: messenger RNA, 531 nt
Organism: Dentiscutata erythropus
Lineage: Eukaryota; Fungi; Glomeromycota; Glomeromycetes; Diversisporales; Gigasporaceae
Source: the annotation of a GenBank genome assembly
AUGAAACUUGUAUUAGCAAGAAAGAUCAACGGAAAGAAAGGAUGGCAUAUUACAAAUCAUUCUUGUCACCGUAUAGCAAUUCAACUUCUAAGAAAUAAUGAGCUUUCUGAAUCGGAUCUUUUGGCUUUUUCUAGCUAUUGUUCCCGUGAAAGCUUAGCUGAUUAUUAUGAGUAUGAUAAUUAUAAAAGCUCACCCGUAAUAGAGAAAUAUCAAGAAGGUUUAACUGAAGUAACCGAGGCCUUGAAAGUAGCUGAAAUGAACCCAAAAGUAACUAAAGAUCCAAAAUUAGCUAAAGUAGUUAAAAAUCAUCAAAAAGCGAAGCUAAUCUCUAAGCCAAAAUCUUAUGACAAAAAAAAUGCAUCAGUAAUGGCCCCUUUCAAACUACCUGUUAAACCUAAUUCUCCACUUUUCAAUUCAUAUGGCAAGAAAAAAAGAAGUCUCUCUGACAUCAGUAAUAACAUUAUUAUUAAACUUCCCACAAGUAUUUUGCCACAGACUUACAAUUUGAACAUUAAUUUAAAACUUUCAUAG